AUGUAUAUAAACUCUCCAUAUACCAAUGGGAAGAAGGAGCAAGGUAGGAAGAGACAUCUGGACAACAAGGUGGUCAACAAAGGGAAGGAGAUUGGAGUUGUUCCAGAUGGAGCCAAGGGCGAGGAGCACACGGACAAGAAGAAGUUCUCGGGUUACUUUCUUCGCCAAGAACCCCACUGUGUGAAGGACUGUUCAAGAAGGCAGAACUUGAAUGCAAUUGUGACUGAAAGAGAGGGAGGUGCUGAAGAGGGCAGCAAUCUCUAG
Messenger RNA from Prunus armeniaca (apricot), 264 nucleotides. NCBI's taxonomy places the organism in Eukaryota, Viridiplantae, Streptophyta, Magnoliopsida, Rosales, Rosaceae. The record is from the annotation of a GenBank genome assembly.